AUGGACCGCAGCCAGUCUUACAGACCCGACAAACCGCCCGGAUGCAGAAGAGUCAAACGUCCUCCCGUGGGAUUCGCUAGCCCGCAUCCCGUUUUCCCACCGCUCACAUCGAAUUGCAGGGCAUCCGCCGAGAUAACCCAGCGUUUCCAGCAAAAUGCGUAG
This is a messenger RNA of Colletotrichum abscissum, 162 nucleotides long. RefSeq lists its product as uncharacterized. Lineage: Eukaryota; Fungi; Ascomycota; Sordariomycetes; Glomerellales; Glomerellaceae. The record is from RefSeq and is a predicted model, not a curated record. Bases 1 to 162 code for a protein of 53 amino acids. The transcript has a single exon.